This is a messenger RNA of Symbiodinium sp. CCMP2456, 342 nucleotides long. Lineage: Eukaryota; Dinophyceae; Suessiales; Symbiodiniaceae. The record is from the annotation of a GenBank genome assembly.
AUGGAGGAGGAGAAAAAGAAGAAGAUGCAGGCGAUUGCAGACAAGAUGAAGCAGCAGGUCAAGAGGAAGAAGAAGCAGCAGCAAGAUGAGGAGACCAGGAAAAGGGUCCAGAUGGAAGAGGUAGAAGCACUCGAAGAGGAGAGACGGAAGCAGAAGGUGAAAGAGCUGAAGAACUGGCUUCGACAGAAAGAGGAGCAAGAUCGGGCAAAGAAGGAAAGAGAUGCAGCCAUGGUGCUUCAGAUGCAAGAGGAGGAGGUCCAAAAGGCCGAACAGCAGAAGUUGCUGGAGCAGCAAAGGCAGGAGCAGCGAGAUCGUCGGCUCCAGGCGGUGGCCAAACAGAAG